Molecule: messenger RNA, 885 nt
Organism: Medicago truncatula (barrel medic)
Lineage: Eukaryota; Viridiplantae; Streptophyta; Magnoliopsida; Fabales; Fabaceae
Product: CASP-like protein 1E1
Exons: 2
Coding region: 96-671 (191 amino acids)
Source: RefSeq, a predicted model, not a curated record
CUAUUUUAUUUAUAUACUCCUGCUUUAUCGUUCCUUACACACCAAAAACUAUUCUACUAAAUAUUUAUUAUACUUCUUCAAAGAGUACUUACUAUAUGGGAAACCAGUCAAAGACAAGUGUGGAUGGAGUUCACAGCGAUGUAAAGGUUUUGGAGAUGAAAACUAAAAGGAGUAAUGUUUUAGAUGUGUUGCUUAGGGUUCUUGGUUUCUUGCUUACUCUCACUGCUACUAUCAUUGUGGGUUUUGGCAAGGAGACUAAGGUCAUUUCAUACGCUUCAUUGCAAUUCAAAGUUACUGCUAAGUGGGAAUAUAUGUCUGCUAUUGUGUUUUUCUUGGUGACAAAUGCUAUAGGAUGUUCAUAUGCUGCAAUUUCUAUGGUGGUUUCAACAAUUGCAAGAACCAGUGGAAAUAAAACAGCACUAUUGAUGAUAACACUGCUUGACCUAGUUAUAAUGGCAUUACUCUUCUCAGCCAAUGGAGCUGCUGGUGCAGUGGGAGUGUUAGGACAGAAAGGAAACUCACACGUGCAAUGGAUGAAAGUGUGCAAUGUAUUUGAUGCCUAUUGUCGUCACAUGACUGUUGCUUUGGUCCUAUCUAUCAUUGGUUCCACUGUCUUCCUUUUACUUGUGGCUCACUCUCUUUUCAAACUCCAUUAUUAUAGAUCAAACUAGAUCAUAUACUAUUAUUACUUUUAAUGUGUUAUUUAUUCUAGGUGUCAAUCAAUCUUGUUUUCUCAUAUUAAUAACUAAAGUUGUUUUUAUUAAAUAUAGGUACUAUAUGUAAUUUAUUAUGCCUCUAUUAAGUGAGUUUGCUAAGUUCUAGUGGUAAAUAUUGUAUCCAAUAUAUAUAUAUAAAAAAAAGGGAAAAGCAAAUACUAUUGUUGUA